CCCCACAGCAUGGGAUGGGAUGGAGUGAGGUGGUCGUGGGGACGGUGUGGAUGGAGGUGGGGUGUGAUAUACUGAAAGAGGAGAGAUUUAGGUCAGAUACUGGGGCUGUGUGGUUCUGGUGCUGCUGCUCAGAGAAGUGUGGGUACCCCACCCCUGGACACGUUCAAGGCCACGUAUGAGGCCAUGAUCAACCUGAUCCAGAGGGUGGCAACCAUUGCACAGCAGCGGUUGGAACGAGUCGACCUUUGAGCGCCACUCCAACCCAGCCCAUUCUAUGAUUCAGUUAUAGAGCAGGAAGGGCUGCAGCUGUGCUCGCUGGGGGGAGUGAGUAUGACACGGAUCUGUGUCCUGGGGCGGGCUGUGUUGAAGUCAUACCGUGUGCGGAAGCGUGCACGCAGCAGAGCUGCAGGCUGCUGCUGACGGACGAGCUGUGCUCCAUCUCUGCUGACUCUCCGGCGGCUGCAGCACACGGUGCGUGUCCAGCAUAACCACAUCCACCCGGUGUGUCUCCGUGCUGCCCAUGAACAACAGGGACACAGCCAUGAGGCUGCUCCUGGUUGGGAAGACCGGGGGGGGUCGAAGUGCCACAGGGAACACCAUCCUGGGGCAAUGUGCCUUCGAGUCCAAGCUGGCCACCCAGCCAGUGACCCUGAGCUGCCAGAAGGCAGAUGGGAACUGGAAUGGCCACAACAUCACAGUGAUCGACACACCCAACCUCUUCUAUCUGUGGGAUGACAACGCUCAGGUGUACAGAGAAAUCUUGCACUGCGUCAGGAUGUCCUUCCCGGGUCCCCAUGUGCUGCUGCUGGUCACCCAGCUGGGCCGCUUCACCGAGGAGGACCAGGAGGCCGUGCAGGGCGUGCGGAACAUCUUUGGAUGUGCUGUGCUCGAAUACACCAUCGUGGUGUUCACCCGUGGAGAAGAGCUGGUGUCAGGAUCUCUGGAUGACUAUGUGAACCACACUGACAACAAAGCUCUGCGUGCCGUGAUCCAAAGCUGCAGAUACAGGUACUGCAGCAUCAACAACCGGGCCAGUGGGGCAGAGCGGGACCAGCAGGUCCAGCAGCUGAUGGAGAAGGUCCACCAAACUGUGCGGCAGAAUGGGGGCAGGUGCUACAGCAACGAGAUGUACCUGGAUCCUGGUUUAACAGAAGAGAAGGUGAAGUAUCAUGUGAAGAAGUACAGAGAAGAAAGAAAAAGCAGAGAGCAGAGCUUCUGGAGGAGACACUGGAGGAAAUGUCUCAUGGGUGUUGGGAUUGUCGUUAUCUUGGUUGUGGUUCUCUUACUUUGCCUUAUCAGGAGGGAGUCAUGAAUCCCACAGUCCCCAUACAGCAGAAUCACAGAGUGCUUGGGGCUUCAGGCAUCUCUGGAGCUCACCAGCAUCACCCCUGCCCGUCGAGGUCCCCCACCACCUUCUGCCCACAGCUGUGUCCCAUCGUGUAUUGAAUAUCUCCAGGGAUAGAGAUGUUGCUGCCUGGGGGAGAGUUAAUUUUUCUUCAUUGAGGCUCAUGCAUUGCUGUACUCUGGAUCUGUGAUGGAAAGCGUGCUGAUAGCAGCCCAACAUUCUGGUUGCCAUCAAGCGGGGCUCACACAGAGCUCAGGGCUCUCCCAUCUUCGUGAUGCCCUGCUGAUAAGAGCUGGGGGUGCACAGGGAGCUGAAGGGGCACAGCUGCCAUGGACUGGCCAAAGGGAUGUCCUGUGCUAAACAGCGAUAAAACAGCAGAACAAAGGAGGAAGGGGGACACUGAGACUAAUGGCAUUUGUCUUCACAACCAGAUGAGACACAUGACGAGCCUGCCUUUCCCAGGGGUGGCUGAAACAGGUGCCAGCUGAUGGGAUGUACCCCACGCAUUCCUUGUUUUGCUGUGCUUUGCGCCUGCGGCUUUUUGCUUUACGCAUUAAAUUGUCUUUAUCUCAA
Molecule: messenger RNA, 1918 nt
Organism: Coturnix japonica (Japanese quail)
Lineage: Eukaryota; Metazoa; Chordata; Aves; Galliformes; Phasianidae
Source: RefSeq, a predicted model, not a curated record